Messenger RNA from Fragaria vesca subsp. vesca, 1260 nucleotides. Its product is annotated as F-box protein At1g10780-like. Lineage: Eukaryota; Viridiplantae; Streptophyta; Magnoliopsida; Rosales; Rosaceae. Gene Ontology annotation, molecular function: protein binding. The record is from RefSeq and is a predicted model, not a curated record. The coding region runs from base 1 to 1260 and encodes 419 amino acids. The transcript has 3 exons.
AUGGAGUCCCUCCCAGAUGCUAUUGUUCAAUACAUAUUGUCGUACAUGAAUAAUGCCCGAGAUGUGGCGCUUUGUAAUUGUGUAUCUAAGCGAUGGAAGGAUUCAAUUCCGUACAUCCGGAGUCUUAUCUUCCCUAGGGGCUCCUUUGAUAAUCUCACAGGCAGUGACACUCCCGAUGAAAUUGUAUUGAAGAUGAUUUCUCUGAUUGAAAGAUUGGAAAGUCUUGUUGUGUAUAGCCCAUUUUCGGGUGCUGGGCUUGCGUCAUGGCUGACAGUCAUAGGCCCCUCCCUUAGGUAUCUUGAGCUUCGAAUGGACAAUCUUGGUGAACAAGACAUCUUUAAUGAACGCCCUUCGAAAUUGGAUUGCUUAACUGCUGCAAAGAGUUUGGAGUCAUUAAAGCUUUGGGGAGUCUUAAUGACCUGUUCCCCCAAGUGGGAUGUCUUCGAGAAACUCAAGAACCUUGAAAUUGUUGGUGCAAGGGUGGAGGAUCCUGCGUUGUCAACUGUGCUUCGGGCCUGUCCUAACCUGACCAAACUGUUGCUGCUUGGUGUUGACGGAGUUGUUGCAGUUUCAAUUGAGUUGCCACUUCUGGAGCAGUGUAAGCUAGACUUCUACGGCUUGGGAAAUUGUUCAUUUUCUAUGAACUGCCCAAAAAUUGAAGUCCUUGAGGUGCAAGGCUGUAGUUGGAUUCGGGUUCAGAAGACAAAGCAUUUGAGGAAUCUUUCGAUUGCCAAUACAGCAGGGAGAGUGUACAUGGUUGAUUUUGAUAAACUUGUGGCUCUGGAGUCCUUAUCCAUCAGGGGUGUCCAGUGGUGUUGGGGUGCAAUAAGCAGUAUGCUACAAUGGGCAAGUGAAGUGAAGCACCUCUUUAUGAAGGUGGAAUUCACAGGAGAUUUUGAGACUCUUCAUCCCUUUCCAGAGGUUGACUUUGUUGAUUUUUUCAAUAAUCAUCCCAGGCUGCAAAGUUUUGACAUUCAUGGAGCAAUGUUUGCUGCUCUUUGUCAGAAGAACAGUCUGAAAAAUGUUGAUUCAGAAUUUGUAAUUCCUUGUCUGGAGGAAGUGGUGAUCACAGUGCGAUCACCGCUGAAUGCUGAACAGAAAAUGAGCACUCUAGAAUCCCUGUUGAAGUAUGGGAAGAAUCUCAAGAGCAUGGUGAUCAAGGUUCUUCAGAUGAAGAGCAACCAUAGCAGUGCAGAUGAUUUCUUUGAUGAGAUAUGCAGGUUUACAUGCAUGAACCGAAAGAUAGUUAGAAUCGAAUAA